This is a messenger RNA of Pan troglodytes (chimpanzee), 4115 nucleotides long. It is a transcript of the gene SURF6, whose product is annotated as surfeit 6. Gene Ontology annotation, molecular function: RNA binding; DNA binding. The record is from RefSeq and is a predicted model, not a curated record. The transcript has 5 exons. Bases 92 to 1177 code for a protein of 361 amino acids. Lineage: Eukaryota; Metazoa; Chordata; Mammalia; Primates; Hominidae. Gene Ontology annotation, biological process: ribosomal large subunit biogenesis; ribosomal small subunit biogenesis. Gene Ontology annotation, cellular component: nucleolus.
UGCCUGCCCGUGUGGUGGUUUCCGGCGGAGGUGGUGAGAGUCGCACGCUCAGCGGGGAAGGUGUGAGUCGUGAACGGCCCGGGUCUCCGCCAUGGCCUCUCUACUCGCCAAGGACGCCUACCUGCAGAGCCUGGCCAAGAAGAUCUGCUCCCAUUCGGGCCCGGAGCAGCAGGCGCGCACGCGGGCUGGCAAAACUCAAGGCUCAGAAACUGCAGGGCCCCCAAAAAAGAAAAGGAAGAAAACACAAAAGAAAUUCCGGAAGCGAGAAGAGAAGGCUGCUGAGCACAAGGCCAAGUCCUUGGGGGAGAAAUCUCCAGCAGCCUCUGGGGCCAGGAGGCCUGAGGCAGCCAAAGAGGAAGCAGCUUGGGCUUCCAGCUCUGCAGGGAACCCUGCAGAUGGCCUGGCCACUGAGCCUGAGUCUGUCUUUGCUCUGGAUGUUCUGCGACAGCGACUGCAUGAGAAGAUCCAGGAGGCCCGGGGCCAGGGCAGUGCCAAGGAGCUGUCCCCUGCCGCCUUGGAGAAAAGGCGGAGGAGAAAGCAGGAACGGGACCGGAAGAAGAGGAAGCGAAAGGAGCUGCGGGCGAAAGAGAAGGCCAGGAAGGCUGAGGAGGCCGCGGAGGCCCAGGAGGUGGUGGAGGCAACCCCAGAGGGGGCCUGCACGGAGCCGCGGGAGCCGCCCGGGCUGAUCUUCAAUAAGGUGGAGGUGAGCGAAGACGAGCCGGCCAGCAAGGCGCAGCGCGGAAAAGAGAAGAGGCAGAGGGUGAAGGGGAACCUCACGCCGCUGACCGGGAGGAACUACCGGCAGCUGCUGGAGCGCCUGCAGGCACGGCAGAGCCGGCUGGACGAGCUGCGCGGCCAGGAUGAGGGGAAGGCGCAGGAGCUGGAGGCGAAGAUGAAGUGGACCAACCUCCUCUACAAGGCGGAGGGCGUGAAGAUCCGCGACGACGAACGCCUGCUGCAGGAGGCCCUGAAGCGCAAGGAGAAGCGCAGGGCGCAGCGGCAGCGCCGGUGGGAGAAGCGCACGGCCGGCGUGGUGGAGAAGAUGCAGCAGCGCCAGGACCGGCGGCGGCAGAACCUGCGCAGGAAGAAGGCGGCCCGCGCCGAGCGCCGCCUGCUCAGAGCCCGCAAGAAGGGCCGCAUCCUGCCGCAGGACCUGGAGCGCGCAGGCCUGGUCUGAGUCUUUCCCACCUGGGGCCGCCGUCUUUGUCCUAGGAGACUCCAGGACACCCUCUGAGUCCUUGACGCUGGCUCUGUCCCAGGAUCUCCACAGACCUCGGCCCCUCCAUGUGAGGGGGACACAGUGGUGCUCUGCUGAGUUGUGAGGGCCCAGAUCACAGAUCACAUGUGAGAAAGAGAGAGUUUCAGCGUCAUCCUUGAACGCAGGAUCCGGGACCUUCAGACCCAGGGAAAGGGUGAGGGAGACUGGGGCCUGGUCUGCUUUCCCGGGCCUGAAAGCUUCCCCGAGGUUUGCAGGGUCAGGGAGGAGGAACGGUGGGGGUGGGCAGUCACUGCCCGUUCCCCACUGCCUGUGUUCGCAGGAGCCACGGGACAGAAGACGGUGGCCUCUGCUGCCGGGCCACGUUAGUCCGCAGCUCACCCGAACAGAGGACACCCCUGAGGUGUGGCAUACGGGCACCUGGCACUGGGAGUCGGGGGAGCACGUCCAGGCGUGGCGCAUCCUGGGGCAGAACGCCAUGGCUCCUCCCCGCUCUCUUGGCUUCUGCCUGUUGGGGUCUCAUUCCUUUCUGUUCCCCAGUGCCCCGGGGCGGCAUUUUACUGCUCAGAAUUUGGAGGGAGGGAGCAGUACCUUCCCGGAGUCCACGCAUGUGAGUUUGGUCAAGUGCAUUGGACCUAGGGAAAGAGCAAGAAAGAAUAAAAGCUGGAGAGAGAGUGAAGUGAAUGCAAGAUACAAAGUGGGAUGGAAGAAUUAAAUCCAGAGUUCCAGGCAAUCAAAAUGAGUGCAGGUUGAAAAAACUCAGGGGAAUUUUAGUGGCAUAUGGAUGAUAAAGCUGUAAAUAAAAUUCUUUUGAUGAAACUCUCCGGUUACGAGACAAAGACUGUAACUGAACGGGAGCUGGUGUGACUGUUACCAGACAGAGGCGACUGAUGAAAAAGCCCUGUGAAAGAUCAGAUGUGAGGUGGGCAUGAGCUUGAGCUGAGAGACAGACACAACAGUAUCUGAAGAGAAUACAUACUCUUUCCAUUCAUAUAUGGAACAUGGAUGGAAACUGACCACCUACUUUGUCCAGAAAAGAAGUCUUAAGGUAUUUCAAGGAAUCAGUGUCGUUAUCUGACCGUAUCCCAAUGUCAUUAAAAAAUUUUUGAGCUAAUUUUUUUUGUUUUUGAGAUAGAGUCUUGCUCUGUCACUCAGGCUGGAGUGCUGUGGCAUUUCAUAUUUGGAAUUUUAAAAACACACUUAUAAAUUACCUAUGAGUUAAAGAAUUCCUAAUGGCUAUUAUAAAUAUUUGGGACUAAAGGAUAAUGAAAAUGCUACGUAUUAAAAUUUGUGGAACAGGGCCUGGCAUGGUGGCUCGUGCUGUCAAUCCCAGCACUUUGGGAGGCGGGUGGAUCACUUGAGAUCAGGAGUUCGAGACCAGCCUGGCCAACAUGAUAAAACCCCAUCUCUACUAAAAAUAAAAAAUUAGCUGGGUGUGGUGGUGCAAACCUGUAGUCCCAGCUGCUUGGGAGGCUGAGGCGGGAGAAUCACUUGAACCCAGGAGGUAGAGGCUGCAGUGAGCCAAGAUCGAGCCACUGCACUCCAGCCUGGGUGACAGAGCGAGACUGUCUCAAAAAGAAAAAAUUUAAGAUUUGUGGAACAGAGCUAAAGCAGCACAAAAAAACAUUUCAUAGCCCCUAAAUGUAUGUGCAUCUACAGAUAAAUAGUGCCAUUUAUACACACAUAUGCUGUAUGUCUAUAUUUUUUAAGCUAAAGAAAAAUAAGCAUGCAGCUUAAGUUGGAACAACUCAAAGUAAAUGGAAGAAAAAUCUCCAAAACUGACUAGAGUUGUAAUCACUGAUGAAAUUGAGUCAGUAGUUAAGAAUGUUCCCCUAGACGGUUUUACAGGGAAGUUCCACGAUACAGAGAACAGGUAAUUCCAGACGUAGACAAAUUCUAACAGAAUCAGUUGAGAGAACACUUCAUUCGUGAACUUAGCUUUGAUACCAAAACUAGGUAAGAGAAAGGGAAGUUACCAAAACCUGUGGGCAGCAAGCCACCCAGGCGCCGAGGCAAGAGAGAGGACACGAGCUGUUCCAGUAUAAUAUAAAACAAGAAUAGUUAUACCAGCUAUAGAUCUUAGAUAUGAUUACAUAUGAAUAUCAUUAAUCAUUAGUUUGUAGCAAUUACCUUUUAUUCCAAUAUUAUUAUAAUCCUCACUAUAUAAUCAUAGCCUAGGAAAAACCAGGCCAUACAGAGAUAGGAGCUGAGGGGACAUAGUGAGGUGUGACCAGAAGACAAGAGCGCGAGCCUUCUGUUAUGCCCGAACAGGGCCACCAGAGGGCUCCUUGGCCUAGCAGUGACACCAGCGUCUGGGAAGACGCCCGUUGCCAGGCGGACCGUGGUCUAGCAGUAGCGAAAAGUAUCAAGGAACAACACCUGCUACUUAGCAGACUGGGAAAGGGAGUCUCCCUUUCCCCGGAGGAGUUUAGAGAAGACUCUGCUCCUCCACCUCUUGUGGAGGGCCUGACAUCAGGCAGGCCUGCCCGCAGUUAUUCGGAGGCCUAACUGUCUCCCUAUGAUGCUGUGCUUCAGUGGUCACACUCCUAGUCCGCCUUCAUGUUCCAUCCUGUACACCUGGCUCUGCCUUCUAGAUAGCAGUAGUAAAUUAGUGAAAGUACUAAAAGUCUCUGAUAUGCAGAAAUAAUGGCAUAAGCUGUCUUUCUCUCUGUCUCCUCUCUCUCUCUGCCUCGGCUGCCAGGCAGGGAAGGGCCCCCUGUCCAGUGGACAUGUGAUCCACGUGACCUUACCUAUCACUGGAGAUGACUCACACUCUUUACCCUGCCCCUUUUGCUUUGUAUCCAAUAAAUAACAGUGCAGCCAGACAUUCGGGGCCACUACCGGUCUCCGCGCAUUGGUGGUAGUGGUCCCCCGGGCCCAGCUGCCUUUUUUAUCUGUU